This is a messenger RNA of Dendronephthya gigantea, 5608 nucleotides long. Its product is annotated as bromodomain-containing protein 3-like. The record is from RefSeq and is a predicted model, not a curated record. NCBI's taxonomy places the organism in Eukaryota, Metazoa, Cnidaria, Anthozoa, Malacalcyonacea, Nephtheidae. The transcript is spliced from 26 exons. The coding region runs from base 121 to 3561 and encodes 1146 amino acids. Gene Ontology annotation, biological process: regulation of DNA-templated transcription; chromatin remodeling. Gene Ontology annotation, cellular component: nucleus; chromatin.
UGUAAAAUGGCGCUGCUGGGGGUGAAUGGAAGGUUUCAUAUAUAGGCAAGCCCUGCUAGAAGGACGACCGCCAUGUCAAGAAGAAAAACGUGUGUGCUAUGAAGGAAUCCGUCGCCCUGGAUGGAAAGCACAAGCCAUCUGGUAUCUCAAGGGCAAAACGUCUGUAUUACUUCUGACAAUCCCGUUUCUUCAAGUAAUGAAUUUACGUCGCCAGUGAACUCUCCGGAGUCGUGUGAUGGGCUGGGAAAGCGCGUGAGAAAGCUGUCAAAUAAAUAUGAUGGAUUCGAACAACCUAUCUCGAGAAAUCAACAACAGACAGACGAGAAACAAGCAGAAACUGCUCCCAAACAAUUCACAACAAACCAACUGCAAUACUUGCAACGAAUUUUAGUAAAAUCGUUGUGGCGCCAUCGUAUGGCAUGGCCAUUUUUGGACGCAGUCGAUGCAGUCAAACUAAACUUGCCGGAUUAUUAUGAUAUUAUCAAGCAUCCUAUGGACAUGGGGAAAAUUAAGCGGAAUCUGGAGAAAAAUGUGUAUUCUUGUGCCAAAGAGUGCGUUGAAGAUUUUGAUACAAUGUUCAAUAACUGCUAUACAUAUAAUAAGCCUGGAGAGGAUGUUGUACUGAUGUGUGAAGCAUUGGAAAAAGCUUUCAGAGAGAAAUUAAAUGCAAUGCCAGCUGAGGAGAUAAAGAUAGACCUUAGUGCAAAGAAAAGGCCAGGUGUUCCGAAAAUACCUGCUAUACCAAUUGAAGCAAAAAAAUCCAAGAGAAUUCCUAAACUUAUGGAGAAAACAACUGUAGCAGUUGCAGAUAGCACACCCUCCAUUAUUUCCACACCCCAGUUAACCAAGGAUGUUAUACCAUCUGUCAAAGUUGAGACGUCUGAAGUUAUUAAUCAACCCCCGGCUGUUGCUUCACCGUCUCGUAUUUCCUCUGCUGUUACAUCCACUUCCACUACGCCUCAUAUGAUGCCUCAGGCUUCUACCACAUUGACUUCUUCUAAAGCAAAGAAACGUAAGGCAGAUACAACCACACCUGGAAACCUACCUUCGGAACAACCACCUGUGAGUAAAGCAGCCAAAAUCCCUGCAAGACGUGGAUCUACAAGACCCAUUAAGAAACCAACCCGAGAUUUGCCUGAGUUACCUAACCAGCAUCGUUCUAAAAAGAAGCCUUUAACAGAACAAAUGAAGUAUUGCAGUGCUAUUCUAAGAGAGCUAUAUUCUAAAAAGCACUAUGAAUAUGCAUGGCCUUUUUACUACCCUGUUGAUGCUGAUGGUCUAGGACUUCACGAUUAUUUUAACAUCAUUAAGACUCCAAUGGAUCUGACGACGGUUAAAAAUAAACUGGAGAAUCGGGACUAUGAAACACCAUCGCAGUUUGCAGCCGAUGUUCGCAUGAUCUUUACAAAUUGUUAUAAAUACAAUCCUUCAGAUCAUGAUGUUGUUAAAAUGGGACGAAAAUUGCAGGAUGUAUUUGAGAUGAGGUAUGCAAAAAUGCCGGAUGAGCCGCCUCCCCCUGAACAGCCAUCUUCGGCAUCUCAAGAUACGGAAACUGGGGCUGGUUCCUCAGACGAAGAACAAGGGGCAUCUGAUCAUAGUUACGAGUCUGAGGAUGAAGAUCCACAGUCAGAGAGUGAAGAUGCAAGACAAAAAAUUAACGACCUACAAAAACAGCUGAUGUCAGUUACUGAACAACUCAGUAAGUUGACGGGACAGAAUACACUGAUAGCCAAGAAGCCAAAAAAACCCACCGAGAAUGAUGGAAAGAAAAAGAAGAAACCGAAAGAUGUCAGUGCAAAGAACCCGACGAGAAAGACGAAACCAAAGACUGCUAGACAUCCUAAAACACACAAGGAACCGAAGUCUACAAAAUCAGGACAAAAAUCAGUUAGCAAGCCUGCGUCAAAGCGUUCUAAAAGCAAACUUGCACAAAAGAAGAAGAAAGAAGAAAUUGAAAGCGAAGAUGAGGAAGACUCGAAGGCAAUGACGUAUGACGAGAAACGACAACUGUCGUUGGAUAUUAAUAAAUUACCAGGUGAUAAACUAGGCCGCGUGGUGACUAUCAUUCAGUCCCGUGAGCCAACACUACAAGACUCAAAUCCAGACGAAAUUGAAAUAGAUUUCGAGACAUUAAAACCCUCUACCUUGAGAAAGCUUGAAGAAUACGUCCAGUCCUGUUUAAAAAAGAAACAUAAAGCUCCAGCAUUGAAGAAAGCGAAAUCUCAGGAAGAAAGGGAUCAAGAGAAUGCAAAAAGACGACAAGAAUUAGAAAAACGAUUACAGGAUGUCAGUGGUCAGCUGACUGGUGGCGCUAAAAAACCUCCAAAGGGUGGCAAAGGUGAUGGUCAGUCAGCUUUGGAUAUCCUUGGUGAUGACGUACGUCAAUCUCGGCUGAGUGAAAGUAGUAGUAGUAGUGGCAGUGGAUCAGGAAGUAGCUCAGGAUCAAGUUCUGGCUCAAGUUCGUCUGGCUCUGACAGCUCUGAUUCGGAAGCAGAAACUGUCAAAGCGAGUGGAAAGACGUCUGAAAAUGUCAAGACAAAAUCAAAAAAGUCUGUUGAUCAAAAAGAUUCUUCAGCGGCCCCAGCAGUUUCAAGCCCAGUGGUAAGCACCCCAUCUCCCAGUCGUUCAGUCCAACCUGUGAAGUCGAUCUCACCUCCCGCGGCUGUGCUUAAACCUCUUCCUCCCCCUCCUGCAAAGAAACCUCCUACUGCUGUUAUCACACCUCAACCUAAACCUAGCCCCGCCCUUACUCCAUUACCUAAACCUCCCAUUCUCCGUCAUACUGCCCCUCCGAUUGCUGUGACUAAACCUCAAGUCAUCUCUAAACCUGUAACUCCACGCACAAUAGACCCUCCCAAACCUGAAAAUGUUUCGAAAUCUACGGUACCCAUAGACAACCCCUCUAGUAAACCCGCCAAUACUUCAGAUGUUCUUUCCUCGCUACUACCCACGCCCACCUCCGCGCCGAAACCAAAAGUUUCGCAUGCCACUAAAGAGAAACCGACUGUCAAAGAUAAUAAUAGAAUGACAUCAAAAGAUAAAACAGGAUUUGUAUUACCAACUCCAAAGCAGACUACAACUAAGCCGGGUCUUGGAUUGUCGUACGCAGUUGGCGAACUUCCAAAUUCAUUGGCCAAUCUAGCGUCAAAACCUGACGGAGGAAAGAAGGAUUCGAAGACAAGGCCCACGUCAUGGUCCAGUUUCGGAUCAGCGGGCUCUCCCGGUGUUCCAAAUUCCACACCUGUCUCCAGCUCCGCGUCCACUGAGAGUUUCAAAAAAUUCCAACAGCAGGCCCAAGAGAAGAUGGAAAGGGAGAAAGCUAUAAAAGCUCAAGAGGAACAACUAAAACAGAAGACGGAUGCAAAUAAGCAAAAGUUGGAGGAAAAGAGAAACGUUGAAGAAAGUGCUGUGGAUGGCGAAAAAGAGGACGCUGCGGAACGUCAAAGAGCAAUCCAGAGACGUCGAGAGGAGGAAAGAAGGAAAAGACAAGCCAAAGCAGCGUCAAUUGACAUGAACUUUCAGAGUGAUAUAAUGGCGUCUUUUGAGAAUACUAUUGGAUAGAAUUGUGUUCAUUGAAAGUGAGUCGUGGCUGUUUGUCGUGGUUACGGGUUACCGGUCCACGCUGUGUCGAAAUUAACCAAAAAAUCCAAAAAUAAGGUCCGUGCGAUGGUAACGUGUGAGUAAAUGAUUGUACCAUAUCGGUUUACGAACCGCAAUUUGUCCGCUCUUCUUGCUAGCGAAGGCGUCGUAGCAUUUAACUUCACGAGUAUAUUUCAACAUUUAACGUGGUGUACGCUAGCAAUCUUGUCGGCGUCUGUUUUUCUCCUUGGCUGUUGGAAUGAGUGGCACUAACCCAACCACGUUGCUAGAAGUGGAAUUGCAUUGACAUAUCAUUCAUUCGAUCGAGCAUGAUAAACAAGAUCGUCGACAAAUUGCUAAGACCAAUAAUGAGUUGCAGCAUAUAUCAUUUAUUAGCUAUAGUAGUGAUUGUAUACAAGUAUACGCAACCCUAUAUCUCUCAAGAGCUAAAUUUUGAUCGCUAGGGCUGACAUUUUCAUUAUUCUAUUGGGGUCAGACAAGAGGCCGGUUGUAUAAAAGAAGUUCACUUUUAACUACUAUUGUUAAAUAACAGAAUCAGAGCCAGUCAGAAUCGGUAACUACAAUACAACUACACCUAAUGUAGUAAAGAGUUUUAUUCAACCGGCCUAUAAAUUUCUGCGGCCAGUUGUACGAAGCCUAGAUAGCCCUUGUAAACAUGCUUGAAAAGCAAUUAAAUAAUAAAUUUGGAGCCAAUAGUUAUGAAAGAGGACUCCCAAUUCAGGAAUACUAAGGGUUAAUGAAAGCUAUACCUAACAACGCGAAAUUAUAGAGGGAAUGAAAAAAACACUAUCCGAUGGAUAACGCGAUCUAGCUUUCGUACAACUGGCCCCUGUUUUCAAGGUUUUUUAAACUCUGGCAAAAAUGCUUUAUUUUCUGCAAAUCAAACGGUUUGACCAGUCUGACCGCUGCUUAUGGAAGUCACUCCUAGCAUUCAAUUGUGAUUUUCUAGAGUUGUUAGUGAAGGCAUGGUAAAAGUAAAUUUAUCCGUGCAAAAAAAACGAGGAUGCAACAUCCCCAGAAAAAUGUGUUCUGGGUUACCACCGCAAGCCUCGGUUAUUUGCAUGGUGCAUGCAGCAAUAUGCUCUGCCAAAGGAGGAAAGGGUUCAAAGAGGCGUUGUUGGAAGCGUUCCAUCUGAUUUGUAUCUGCUCAAAAUUAUAAAGAAAGAACACGCCUAGUGAUAAUUCUCACAAUUUGAGACCGAUCUGAAUUAAACCGAUCUGAAACUGUGAUCAUGAUCUUUGUCAUUUCUGCACUAUGUGCACGAUGGUGCACGGUGCAAUUUUUCGUGCAACGUGCAAUGCAAUUCUAAUUUUGAAACAUGUGAAAUAUUGGCAAUUGUUGUUGGCAAAUAUAAUCUCUCAAAAUGGGAUUGGAUUGCACGUUGCAAGAAAAAUUGAGUGUAAGGGUCUUAGAUCUUGGCAGAAUUUCUCUCUGUAUGUUGCUACGACAAGACUCAAUCACUAUCCUCAGCUGGCGCUUCCUCCGUGCGCCAACUUUUCCCAAAUUUAACCGGAUCUUUUCAUGCAAACAUAAACUGAUUUCAUCUUUAUAAAGAUGGUUUUAUGCGAUCGACAAUCGUAUACCCCAUGCUACGAGCUUUUGACGCCUUCAAAAUCCUGAAGCCUGGCCUGCUGUAUAAAAUUGUUGAUUAGAUUACAUUUCGGAUAGUCGAUUCUUAGUUAACUUCAAAACGCAAUUAGAUUGCACUAUGAAUAACGACUAUACCUUUUUAUACACACGGUCACAGCUCUGGGUGAGCUUGGCAUGUGCACUCAACCACGCAGAAACUCUGUGUGAGCAUGAUAGCAUAUAACAACGUUUUUAACUGACUUUUAAUACUCGAACUUGAAAUAGUUGGCAGAUUUCAUUGCACGUUGACAUGUAAAUAAAAAAUCAUAUAAACCAAUAUGAAACAUUCGCAAGAAAAAUAGCUAUAAUGGUUAACAGUAAGUUCUAAAAAUGUUAUUUUGUACGUAGAAUGUCGGAUAAAAAAUUAUUUAUGGUCAA